This is a messenger RNA of Helianthus annuus (common sunflower), 1270 nucleotides long. RefSeq names its product D-galacturonate reductase-like. Lineage: Eukaryota; Viridiplantae; Streptophyta; Magnoliopsida; Asterales; Asteraceae. The transcript is spliced from 4 exons. Gene Ontology annotation, molecular function: aldose reductase (NADPH) activity. Gene Ontology annotation, cellular component: cytosol. The coding region runs from base 45 to 1019 and encodes 324 amino acids. The record is from RefSeq and is a predicted model, not a curated record.
AAGAUCACAUAAUCUCAUAAUGUAUCAAAGAAAAAACACCAAAAAUGACAACUAUUCCAGUGACGAAGAUAAGCUCUUCGGAAUGUUCUCGGCCGGUGCCAGUGAUCGCAAUGGGCACAGCUACAGAAUCAAGCAUUGCUGGCAUUGAAGUGGUGAAACCAUCGAUUCUAAUAGAAGCCGUUAAGUUGGGUUAUCGUCACUUUGACACAGCAGCAAUAUACCAAACUGAGAAACCUGUUGGGGAAGCCGUUGCAGAAGCUCUGAGAUUGGGUCUCAUAAAGUCUCGAUCAGAGGUUUUUAUAACCACCAAGCUGUGGUGUAACUCUGCUGACCGCCAUCUUGUUUUACCAGCCCUCAAGCAGAGUCUCAAGAAUCUGGGACUAGAGUAUGUUGAUUUGUAUCUUAUACAUUGGCCAUUUAAAGCGAAUCAAGAGAAAUCCGAACUCCCUAUCCCAAACGAGUGCAUAGCCGCUAUCGAUAUAAAAGCAGUCUGGGAAGGCAUGGAGGAGUGCCAAAACCUUGGACUCACCAAAUCUAUUGGUGUCAGCAAUUUCUCUGCUAAGAGGAUCGAACAAAUUCUUUCCUUUGCCAAAAUCCCUCCGGCUGUUAAUCAGGUUGAGAUGAACCCACUUUGGCAACAGAAAAAACUCAACAGAUUUUGCAAAGAGAAUGGCAUCGUUGUAACUGCUUACUCCCCGUUAGGUGCCACUGGCAACAAUGCAUGGGGACACAACCGUGUCAUGGAAUGUGAUAUUCUUCAAGGUAUUGCUGAGUCCAAAGGAAAGACAGUGGCUCAGAUUUCUCUAAGAUGGUUAUAUGAGCAAGGUGUAAUUAUUGCAGUAAAGAGCUUCAACACAGAAAGGAUGAAGCAAAAUCUUGACAUCUUUGACUGGUCAUUGACUGAGGAGGAAUUGAACAAAAUUGACCAAAUUCCUCAGCGGAGGCAUCUUUAUCUAUUUGGAUUUAUAAAUACAGAGCAUAAUGAUUUGUUGGCUGAAAUUGAUGCAGAACUUGGCUAGAGAAAUAAUAUGAUCAAAUAAAGAGAAUGAUAUAUUACAUUGCAUGUAAACUAAACUAUAGUAUAAUUAUGAUCUAUUUAUCAAGAUUAGCUUAAAUGAUUUAUGUGUGUAAGAUCAUGGCCAAUGCAUUAAGCUUACGUGGAUUUAGCAUUUGAGAGGGAAUGAAUUGGAGAGUUUUCAUUAGAGUGGAAUGUUUUUGGGAAGAAUGAUGCAUUUUGUGCGAUAGUUGAACCUUAUGGUUGUUUUGUAUU